Molecule: messenger RNA, 1203 nt
Organism: Exserohilum turcica Et28A
Lineage: Eukaryota; Fungi; Ascomycota; Dothideomycetes; Pleosporales; Pleosporaceae
Exons: 4
Coding region: 1-1203 (400 amino acids)
Biological process (GO): regulation of DNA-templated transcription
Molecular function (GO): DNA-binding transcription factor activity
Source: RefSeq, a predicted model, not a curated record
AUGAACCACCAAAUGGGGUCCAGGCUAGGACCCGAUGGCGUCCGGUCACAAGAUGACUGGAAGAACAUGAAUGACAUGAUUGAGAAGAAGAAAGCCCAGAACCGCUUAGCGCAGCGAAAUUACCGUCGAAAUGUAAAGCGGAGGAUCGAGGAGUUGGAGCAGCAGGUGGCAAUGCAGGCCCAAUUGUUGGCACACGAAAGCAGAACAACAAAAGUUUCGAAUCAAGGCGCUUCAUCAGUUGUAGCCAGCGAAGUCCCACCACGCGUGGAUGAGAGUCUUAAUACAGCGGCGCGUGAAAAACAGAAGGAUGCGAACGUACAGCUGCCUACUCCCACCAGCCAGCUUUUCAGCACUCUAGAAGACUCUUCCAGAACAGAUAAACUCCUUGAUACACUAUGGUACUGUCAUUCGCAGGAAGAUGCAAAUGAACACAAGGAAAAUCUCUAUGGUGAUUUGGACAAUCAAAUGGUUGACAGAGUUCCAAUUUCAAUGCGAGUUGGAAAGGACUCUCAGUCAAGAGGCGAGACUCAAGGGCAACCUUCGCGUUCAGAAUCUCCUACCCGAUUCACCGACCUCGAUAUUGGAAUGCUUGAUGAUGCACAUAUUCGCUCGUCGAUUGACCAAUUUCAAUACCCUAGUAAGCAUAACCAGAGUCGAGAGAUUGAGGAUCACUGGUGUGAAAAUGAGCGCGGAAGCAACUCAUCUGGUUCAAUCAGCGAUAAGGCGCUAUUGAGUGACGGCGACAUAACGUUUGAGCAAACGAUAGAAGGGCGAGUUGAGUACCUAAUUCACUGCGCCCGUAGAGCGGGCUUCCAGGACCUCGACUCAGCUGUUACCACGUUCUACACAGCCAAGUUCGAUGAAGAUUCUGAAUGCUCAAUCGCGCAGUACAUUAGCAGAAAAAGAUGCCUCCCAACUCUCUUGGAAGAGCUACGCAGCAAAAGUGAUUCAUGGAAGACCCGAGAAGUCCAGCCCUAUCAGGAUGAAGUCCUCAAGUCAGCUGAGAGUCUAUUGCUUAGGGAGAUGCGGUCACAGCAGGCUGUUUGCGUGGAUAAAAUUCUCUUCAGUUUAUCAUCAACUGACUCGGGCGGCGGAUGGGGGACCGUCUCUCAGCAGUUCCAGGAAGAAGUAAGCUUGCUGCCAAGCGGAAAUCAAACACGUACUGAUGUGUGGAAUAGCUGCCUCACCUCUGGUCCCUUCUGA